Messenger RNA from Rhododendron vialii, 2774 nucleotides. RefSeq lists its product as uncharacterized. The record is from RefSeq and is a predicted model, not a curated record. Gene Ontology annotation, molecular function: hydrolase activity, hydrolyzing O-glycosyl compounds; carbohydrate binding. Gene Ontology annotation, biological process: carbohydrate metabolic process. The transcript has 8 exons. Bases 1 to 2565 code for a protein of 854 amino acids. Lineage: Eukaryota; Viridiplantae; Streptophyta; Magnoliopsida; Ericales; Ericaceae.
AUGGAGGAAACUCUCAAAAUCACCAAAAACCACCACAAACAUCUCAACAAUCCUUUCCCUUCAACCCCAAGAUCCCUCCCUUUGGUUCAAGGGACUCUUUCUUUCAAUCCCCAAACAGUCCCUUCACACCAGAUCUUCUCCAUUGGAAAGGAAUUCCAAUCAACAUGGCUAUCAAAGAAUGGUGGGUCCCUCUCUAUCUCUCAUCAAUCAGAACCCACCAGAGCCAUCUGGUCCACCAACCCUGGACAAGCCUUUGUCUCUGCAGCAUUGGCUGAAACAGAGGUUGAAGAAAGCAGGGGAUCAUUUGUUAUCAGAGACGGAGAUGUUCAUUUUGUAUGUAAUCAUCAGAUUAUUGAUGAAAUAAAGGUGAUAAAUCGAUCUGACUAUAAACUAUAUUCGGAAUCCCAUGAUUUUCCAUCUGGGUAUGACGAAAAAGAUCAAAAAACUGAGCCAAAGGGAACCCAAUUCCCUGUAUUGCUAAUUUCAGGCAGGAUUUUCGGUGUGAACACAAGGAAGAAGAAAAUUCAAAGUUUGGGAAUGUAUUCAGACUUUGUGGAAAACGAACCUUCCAUUUCUGCCAAGUAUUGGGUUUUCUUUUAUCAGAAGAGCAGUAAUCAGAUUGGGUUCCACGUGAAGAUUGGAAAACCCAAUCCUCAAUUCCACCCAACCAGGCGUCGAAUCGGGUGGCCCCGGUAUUUUUCGAAGAGAAGAGCCAUUGUCACUGCUGCAUCAACAGACGAAGAAGAUGUAUUAGUGAAUGGUGAUGGACACAAAGAUUUCAACCGAGUCUGUCUUACGUAUACGAGUGAAGCGAAUGAGAGAUUUUAUGGUUUUGGAGAGCAGUUUUCUCAUAUGGAUUUCAAAGGCAAAAGGGUACCCAUUUUGGUUCAAGAACAGGGAAUUGGAAGAGGAGAUCAGCCAAUAACCUUUGCAGCCAACUUGGUUAGUUAUAGGUCUGCCGGAGAUUGGAGUACUACCUACGCUCCGUCACCAUUCUAUAUAACAUCAAAGAUGAAAUCUUUAUACCUCGAAGGAUACAACUAUUCAGUUUUCGAUCUAACAAGACAUGACAGAGUUCAGAUACAGAUGCAUGGAGAUUCUAUUGAAGGAAGGAUAUUGUAUGGGAACUCACCUCUGGAGUUUAUUGAAGGCUUCACUGAUGCAAUCGGAAGACCGCCAGAGCUUCCUGAGUGGAUUAUAUCUGGUGCUGUGGUUGGAAUGCAGGGUGGCACAGAUUUCGUACGUGGUGUCUGGGAUAAACUACAGGCCUAUGAUGUCCCAGUUUCAGCAUUCUGGUUACAGGAUUGGGUGGGUCAGAGGAAAACAGUGAUUGGAUCACAGCUUUGGUGGAAUUGGGAAGUGGAUACAACAAGGUAUUUCGGGUGGCAGCAACUAAUUAGAGAAUUCAGUGCCCGGCACAUUAAAGUCAUGACUUAUUGCAACCCAUGCUUAGCUCAGGUGGAUGAGAAGCCAAACAGUAGGAGAAAUCUCUUUGAGGAGGCAAAGGAGCUGGAUAUAUUAAUCAAAGACAAGAAAGGAAAACCAUACAUGGUUCCCAAUACGGCCUUUGAUGUGGGAAUGUUGGAUUUGACACACCCACAUACUGCAAGCUGGUUCAAGCAAAUUUUACAGGAAAUGGUGGAUGAUGGUGUGAGGGGAUGGAUGGCUGACUUUGGUGAAGGCCUGCCGGUGGAUGCCCUUCUCUAUUCAGGUGAAGAUCCUAUCGCAGCCCAUAACAGAUACCCGGAAUUAUGGGCCAAAAUAAAUCGUGACUUUGUGGAAGAAUGGAAAAGUAAUCGAGUGGGUAAAGAGAGGGAAGAUCCAGAAGAGGCCCUGGUUUUCUUCAUGAGGGCUGGUUUCAGAAAUAGCCCCAAGUGGGGAAUGCUAUUCUGGGAAGGGGACCAAAUGGUUAGUUGGCAAGCUAAUGACGGCAUAAAGAGUGCCGUAGUUGGCUUGUUGAGCAGUGGACUUUCGGGAUAUGCUUUCAACCACAGUGACAUUGGAGGCUACUGUGCAGUAAAGUUACCUUUUUUGAAGUAUGAAAGAAGUGAGGAGUUGCUGCUGCGAUGGAUGGAACUUAGUGCAUUUACCACUGUCUUCCGGACUCAUGAGGGUAACAAGCCAUCCUGCAACAGCCAGUUUUACUCAAACCACAAGACUUUUUCACAUUUUGCACGGUUUGCAAAAGUGUAUAAAGCUUGGAAGUUUUACAGGAUCCAACUAGUCAAGGAAGCUUCACAGAAAGGCAUUCCUGUUUGUCGCCACCUAUUCCUUCACUACCCACAUGAUGAAUAUGUGCAUAACUUGAGUUAUGAGCAAUUUUUGGUUGGGGAGGAGAUACUAGUUGUGCCUGUUCUUGACAAAGGCAAAAAGAAUGUGAAGGUCUAUUUUCCUUUAGGAGAAACUUGCUCUUGGAAACAUAUUUGGACAGGAAAUCUGUACACAAAGCAAGGUUCUGAAGCUUGGGUGGAAGCCCCAGUUGGUUAUCCUGCCAUUUUUGUGAAGGCUGGAUCACUCGUUGGAGAGACAUUUCUGAAGAACCUAAGAGAAUAUGAUGUUUUAUAGGGCAUAAGCCCUCUUGGAAUGCUUCUCAACAUCUCAGGUUAUCAUUUUUGUAAAUAACUUGGUAGAUAGUCCCUGUAUUUUAUAACAAAGUAGGUAUAUUUCAAAUAGCUAGUCAUUGUUUCAGUUUUUUGGGUGGUAAAGUGCCACCUCAUUGUGCUAAUAAGCAACAUUUAGAGAAGCCUAAACACGGGUUUUUGUUUUUUCCGUCA